Messenger RNA from Diaporthe batatas, 1903 nucleotides. RefSeq lists its product as uncharacterized. The transcript has 4 exons. The record is from RefSeq and is a predicted model, not a curated record. NCBI's taxonomy places the organism in Eukaryota, Fungi, Ascomycota, Sordariomycetes, Diaporthales, Diaporthaceae. The coding region runs from base 263 to 1903 and encodes 546 amino acids.
GCUUAACAGCAUAUCAAACUAAAAAGCGUCAUACAAUUUACACAGGACGAAAUAAUUUCAAUACUAUAAAAUGCUUACAAAAGCCUUUUAAUAGUAUAUCACACCUGCCCACAUCUCAGCGAGCCUCGUCGACCGAUGGAACACGCCUUGCUGCCACUGUUCAUAUGGAUGUUGCAGCUGCAGACAAAGCUGAUCCAACAUUGAAGUGCACAAUUGAACUGAGCACCGACAUCCCCAACGCCCAGCGUGGCUGCAAUCGACCAUGGCGCAAACAAACCAACGAGGCGACAAACAGCUCAACGUGCUGGCCCAGCCCUGGUUCCCCAGCAUGACCAUGGCGCGCCAACGCGUCACGGUCUACGACCUCUACGGCCUGCUGGGCGUGUCGCCCAACGUCGACGAGGACGGGCUUCGUGCUGCAUAUGACGCCAUCACCGAGAAGCACCAGCAAGUCCCCAGCGACGUGAUCAACGCCGCCUACUCGGUCCUCACCAACCCCUUCAAGCGCGCCCAGUACGACCGCGACCGCCUGGAGUACCUGUACAAGCAGUUCAGCAGCCACGAGGCCUUCCCCCCCACGACCAGCGUCCCAACCGCCAACAUCAAGGGCCGCGACGACCAGAUCCAGGUCUACGCGUCGACGCUGGCCGAGCGCGUCAGGGACCCCGCCGAGGACAAGAGGCGCGCCAUCAGCCGCCGCAUCGAGGCCGUCCGCGCCGAGCUCGACGAGUUCAACGAGCGGUCGGGCCGCCAGCGCCAGGACUGGGCCACCAGCGCCAACCGCGUGCUGCGCAUGGCGGGCAACGCCCUGUGCGAGGUGGUCGUGUGCGCCGAGGAGGACCUGCGCAUGCUCGAGGACGAGCUGGGCCGCGCCGACGGCAGGCUGCCGCCGCGCGACGGGCCCGACGGCCCCAGCGGGCGCGUCACCAGCGCCGGGUGCUACGGCAGCGACAUCAUGGCCAUGCCCACGGGGACCAUGGCCGCCGCCGCCCCCCACCCGCAGCCGCGCGUGCUCGCGGGCCAGGACCACGAGGCCACCCGCAUCCCGCGCAGCCCCACCGUGCGCUUCCUGCCCCGGUCCGCCAGCAAGCUGGGCAUCGGCGUCGACGGCGCCGCGGCCGCCGAGUACACGCCGUCCAGCGAGGGCAGCCAGGCGGCGCGCGAGGCGCAGGCCAACACCCGCGUCGCCGACUUCCUCCUGCUCGACAAGGGGCCGCCAGACCGCCGCCGCUGGCCCAGCGCCGCGAGCCUCACCGUCAAGGACGCCGCACAGCCCCUCGGCCCGACGCUGAUCGAGACGCUGAGACACCCCGAGGGCCUCAACCUCGAGCGCGUCGGCGUGGACCACCCGGACAACGCCAGCAGGCAGCCGCGUGCCGGCGGGGCGAUGGGCCUCGUCGCGUGGCAGCGCAUCAACAACAACAACAACAACAACAACAAGCCGAGCACCCCAGAGCUGGAGCAGGCGCAGCAGAGCCCCGUCUCCCCGCCCGGGACCAACAGGCGCAGCAACAGCCACCCCGUCCCGACCGCGACGGCCACCGACCUCUCGGCCUACAACAGGCCCUACGACCCGGCCCGCAACCGCACGCGCUCCGCCGACGACCCGCCGACGAGCCAGCCCCGGGGGUACGAGGUUUCCACGAGGCGCCCCGACCACGAGGAGCGGAUGGGCGACACGAGGGUGCCUCAGUACUGGCCCGCCUGGCGCCACAGCAUGGGCGCCACUGCCGCGGCGGCGGGCGGCGGGCUGGUCGCCAGGGCGCGUGCUGCUGCUCUUGCGGGGGCGCCUGGGGGGCGGGCUGGGCGGUGGGUUGUUGGCGGUGAGGGGCUUACGAACCAUGGUGGUGACCGUCGAGGUGAUGGUGGGAAGGGGGGGCGUGCUGAGGAUCCUUUUGCCUGA